Nannospalax galili (Upper Galilee mountains blind mole rat) is the source of this 3171-nucleotide messenger RNA. RefSeq names its product ER lipid raft associated 1 (gene Erlin1). Bases 139 to 1185 code for a protein of 348 amino acids. Gene Ontology annotation, molecular function: ubiquitin protein ligase binding; cholesterol binding. The transcript has 12 exons. The record is from RefSeq and is a predicted model, not a curated record. Gene Ontology annotation, cellular component: endoplasmic reticulum membrane; endoplasmic reticulum. Lineage: Eukaryota; Metazoa; Chordata; Mammalia; Rodentia; Spalacidae. Gene Ontology annotation, biological process: SREBP signaling pathway.
UGUCGGCCAGGUGGGCGGGGCCGGCUGUUGGCAGCGUUUGGCGGGGCUGGAGGCGGCUGCACGUGCGUGCGGGGGCGAUGCGUCACUGACCGGUGAGACGGGGCCGCGGGUCCCUCGGGAGUCCGAGGAGGAACAAGGAUGAAUAUGACUCAAGCCCGGGUUCUGGUGGCUGCAGUGGUGGGGCUGGUGGUGGUCCUCCUAUACGCCUCCAUCCACAAGAUCGAGGAAGGACACCUGGCUGUGUACUACAGGGGAGGCGCUUUACUAACGAGCCCCAGUGGACCUGGCUAUCAUAUCAUGCUGCCUUUCAUCACUACCUUCAGAUCUGUGCAGACAACACUACAAACUGAUGAAGUUAAAAAUGUGCCUUGUGGAACAAGUGGUGGGGUCAUGAUCUAUAUAGACCGGAUAGAAGUGGUCAAUAUGCUGGCUCCUUAUGCAGUGUUUGAUAUUGUGAGGAACUACACUGCAGACUAUGACAAGACUUUAAUCUUCAAUAAAAUCCACCAUGAGCUCAACCAAUUUUGCAGUGCCCAUACACUUCAAGAAGUUUACAUUGAAUUGUUUGAUCAAAUAGAUGAGAACCUGAAGCAGGCGCUGCAGAAAGACUUAAAUGUCAUGGCCCCAGGCCUCACUAUCCAGGCUGUACGUGUUACAAAACCCAAAAUCCCAGAAGCCAUAAGAAGAAAUUUUGAGUUAAUGGAGGCAGAAAAGACAAAGCUCCUUAUCGCUGCACAGAAACAAAAGGUUGUGGAAAAAGAAGCUGAGACCGAGAGGAAAAAGGCUGUUAUAGAAGCAGAAAAGAUUGCACAAGUGGCAAAGAUUCGAUUUCAGCAGAAGGUGAUGGAGAAAGAAACUGAAAAGCGCAUUUCUGAAAUUGAAGAUGCUGCAUUCCUGGCCCGAGAGAAGGCAAAAGCAGAUGCUGAGUAUUAUGCUGCACACAAAUACGCCACUUCAAACAAGCACAAAUUGACCCCAGAAUACCUGGAGCUCAAAAAGUACCAGGCCAUUGCUUCUAACAGUAAGAUCUACUUUGGCAGCAACAUCCCUAACAUGUUCAUGGACUACUCUUGUGCUUUGAAAUAUUCUGAUGUUAGGACUGGAAGAGAAGGCUCCCUUCCCCCUCAGGAGGCUCUUGAACCCUCUGGAGAGAGCCCCAUCCAAAACAAGGAGAGCACAGGUUGAUGCAAGAGGUGGAAAUGUUCUCCCAUAUCAAGAUGCUGCCCAAGGGGCUAAGUGGGAACAGUGAUCAUAUGGACUCUUCAGAUUCACAGAGAAUUCAUGCUCUGUUCUGACUCUUGUGAUAGUCCUGGUUUGCCAGCUGAGUGCAGGCUAGAGCCAGCUGCCUGGCCCUCAAAGGUCUUUUUAGCCACAGUUUUAUCAAAUAUUCUGUAUGUUUUUCUUUUUAAACCGGUACUCAUGAAUGAAAAUCUGACGCUAAGAUACUGCCUGCACUGGAAUGGCAAACGCUAUAUAACAAGCUGUGGUUUUCUUAAGCUGAGGUCUAUUGAAUAAUGUUUACAUUGGUCCCUGGGGACAUGUGUGCUCAGACAUUCAAGAGAUAGGAGGCCAGAGAGCGGACCACCAGGAUAUGGUAAAUUAAAUAAGACUGUACCUGGGACCCAGACUCUCUUUAAAGUUCAGUCCCACAUUCCUCCAUGUGAUUAACAGCUAGGCCUCUGCAUUCCCCAGGAAAUGAUCUUCCAGUUGAGUAACCAUUUACUUGAUAGAAAUUGCACCUUUCGGUUUUCCUUUAGUCAGGUUGGUGGCCUGCAGGGACACGCACUUUGCCACCCAACCAGAGAUCCCUCAUCAAUAGUUGAUUGCAUUAGUAGGCUCAGAGCUAAAGAGAUCAGUUUAAAUUUGAGGAACAUGUAACUUUGGCUCUGCAUAAAAGCUUGGGGCCCUGCAUUUAUCUCCUCCAUUGGGCCAUAACUGCCAACAUCACUGCCCUAGCCCAUGUGUGACUUAAGGUAUCUGGUUUUUAGCUACAGAUGACUCCUUAAAUGUCACCGCAGCUGUGGCUGACCAAGAAUAGAACAGGGCUUUGACCAGAUAUAGGAACAGUGUACAGUUCCUAAAUCACAGCACAGUAUUGUAUCAAAAUUACAGGAAGUUUUACUUUUAAAACUGGAUUUGGGGUACAUUCAUUUACCCCACCACUUCUGUCUAAAGGCUAAGUUCCAGAGUUGCCGUGCUUACUAACACACUGAUUCUCCUUAAGGUUGUUCACAGAGAGUAGAACACAGUGACCUAGAAAGCAUCUGUGGGCAUCUUUGUCUCGUUUCCCUCUGACCUUGGGAUGCUGAAAUCAAAGUUUCUCUAGGAGAUUGGGAUUACAGUGACUUCCUGGGCAGCCAGUGAAUUUAUUCUCCAUGAGAUGACAGAGUUAACCUGUGGCUGGCUGUAGGAUAUCCGCUUCAUCUAGACCUUUUUUUCAUCAAAUUGACUUUCCUGGAACACGUUACUGCACAGGUGGACCUGAGUCUGUGCAGCUUCUUGACAGCUCUAUUUUACACUUACGUUGAAGCCCGACAGAAAAGUUAUGGGACCACUUCCUGAAACCUCUCAGCUGUCAGUCUCAGGACAGCUGAUGGGUUGUGCCAAACACUUUAUUUGGGAAAGGAAAGCCCAGAUUUGAAUGUUUUUUUUUUUUUCCCCCUUAGGCCUUAUAGUAUAGAGGCAUUUGUAAUGUGGAGAAAAUCAUUUUCCUCAUCUAAUUACAUAAAUUCUCUAUGAAUGAAAUCUGUAUUCGUUAGCCCUCCUUACAAGAAUUUUUGAACUAUAGUCUUAUAUUGUUGCUACAGAUAAAUGGUUGUUGCGGGAAAUCUGGAUCAUCGCUUUGUGCUUUCCUUCCCAGAGCUGUUUCUAAUUCCCAGAAGCGAAAUGCUGUUGCCCCAAAGUCAUGGCUGUGGAUUUUCUUACCCGUCACAAGCCCUGACAGCAGGGUUGAGGAACAGGGAGGUGUCAUGUGAAGGCUUAAAGAAAGCACUUUCACGUAAAUGCUCCAUGGAGUGAGCUUCCCUGCCCACUCAGUGAGCUAAGGCUAGCCAUCCUUCAGGAGUGUUCCUUUUGGUAAAUAUACACUGUAACCUUUAAGUCUAAAUUUGUAUGUGAAAUGCUACCUUUUUUAAAAUAAGAAACUAAAUAAAAUUAUUUUGCUAUCAGUGA